Lactuca saligna is the source of this 1336-nucleotide messenger RNA. The record is from the annotation of a GenBank genome assembly. NCBI's taxonomy places the organism in Eukaryota, Viridiplantae, Streptophyta, Magnoliopsida, Asterales, Asteraceae.
UACACUCUUUUUUACACUAUAACUACUAAUACACCUAUUUUUUACACUAUAACUACUAAUACACCUAUUUUUUACCCUGUAAUUACCGGUAUAAUGUAAAAAAAUAGUAUUAAGGGGUGAGAUUCGAAACACACAAGGGCAUAAAUGUAAUUAGACAUGAUAAGUAGUGAACCAAAUGAAAACAGCAACACUUGCUUUAUCAAGAAUCCGGGGUGGACGUUACCUUGUGGAUAAUGUUUCCGAUCGGAAAUCAAAUGAAUUGAAGCUCAAAUCCACCGUCCACCACCUUUCAAACAAAUGGUUUUCUUAAUCUUCUAUACACACAUACACCCUACGCCGCCGCCUCUUCGCAAUCAGCAACUAUGGCCGGCUCCGGCCAUCACCCAACCCUUCUUCCCAUUAAACCCCACUCCCACUUUCCCUCGCCGGAUUCACACAAAGGCACGCCGCUGGGACUCGAACGCAGAGACAUUCCGAACACAAAGCUUCGAUUUUAACUCCGGAGACGACGAUGACGAUGACGAUGACGAUGACGAUUUUGAAGACGAUGAUGCAAAUCAGUGGCUCGACAUCCUUGAAGACUUCAUUGACGGUGUGUGGAUUUUUAAGGUAUUCCGAUCAUUUGGGUGGUUUCUUCCGGCGAUAAUCUCGUCUCUACUGUUGACGUCAGGUCCGAAAGCGUUCCUUAUGGCGAUGGCUAUUCCCCUCGGCCAAUCGGCGCUUUCUAUGUUAUUUCAAACGGUUUGGGGAAGACCGAAGAAUAAAACCAGACGUCGAGGCAAGAGCAAGAGCGAGGGUAAGAGGAAACCGCCGCCGCCGCCGCGACGUGGUGGUGCAAGCUAUGUGUACAUGGAUGAAGAAGAGUACCCCAGAGGGGAAAGAAAAAGGGCUCCCGGGUAUCAAACAUGGGUGGCCGGAGACGGUGGUGCAAGUGAUAACAAAAGUGGUGGUUCAUCGGCGAGUUUUGGUGGGUGGGAAGAACUGGAUAGAAAAAGUGGGUCGUUUAAAGAUGGAAAGCGGAAGCCAUUGAAGAGUAAAUUGAGCAGGAGAGAAAGACGAAGCACGACACCAUUGUUUUUUAGAUUGUUGAUUGCAGUAUUCCCAUUUUUAGGUUCAUGGACUAGAAUGCUAUAAUAAGAUUACAAUGAUCUUUUAUACAAAUAAUGAGCAAUAUAUUUUAUUUGUUUAUAAACAGUAGAAAUGUAUUUAUAUUUUUGCAGCAAAAUGCAAUAACGUUGCUAUUUUUUUGGUAAAAAAAUUACAUUGCCAUUGUAGGAACAUAGUUACAUCAUUUCGCUGUUGAUGAAAUAUGUAAUAAAUACUUUUAAGUUUCAAC